Penicillium canariense is the source of this 2730-nucleotide messenger RNA. RefSeq lists its product as uncharacterized. The transcript is spliced from 3 exons. NCBI's taxonomy places the organism in Eukaryota, Fungi, Ascomycota, Eurotiomycetes, Eurotiales, Aspergillaceae. The record is from RefSeq and is a predicted model, not a curated record. The coding region runs from base 1 to 2730 and encodes 909 amino acids.
AUGGAAUCAGAUAUCACUACCUUGGCUGCAAUCUGUCAAGUCAGGCAUCAACAACGUGCUCCUUUGGAGAGAAAUAUGAACGAAGAGGAUGGCUACACGGACGGUUCAGAUGACGAGCAAACGGAUGACGAUAAACAAUCCUCAACGAGAACUGCGGCUUUUUUGACGGAGGAGGUUUUGAAGUCGGUAAAGAUGCGGUUCCUCGAUAAGUUGGCUGAGAUCCUCUGCUACAGAAAGGACGCGCACUAUGUAACUUGUACAGCUAUGCAGGAGACUGAUGACGAAGUAACCAUCCUUGCGUUUAGGAAUGCUAUAUGGGGGGAACAGGACAUCAAUCUUCUAGAGGAGAUGGCGAGGCAGCUAGAACUAGUUGCGAAAAGAGAAUCUCUAGAUAUGGAAUCUUUACCGGACCUCCAAGCACUUUUCAGCGAAUACUAUACUCCACGCCUUAAGUAUCAUGCGUCACAGCUUCUUUCUCUGAUAGACAAAAAGAAGGAAAUGUGGAAGCUAGAUGCAUGUUUAAGGGCGUUUCGUUCAGGAGAGGUCUCUUCAACAGACCUAGUGAACAUUGUGAACGAUCUUUGCUACAGUACAACUUUCUAUUCUGAAACCAAUCGACUGUUUACAGAAACGCAGGUCAAAAGAGUUAUCCGUGAGCUGGGUUUUCUUUGUCGUCCUAAAUACGCCUUCAAUACCUUUUGGGAAGCAGCACGCGAGAUCGAAGGUUUCCAGAACAUAAAUAUUACGCUCAUCCCCGGAUCUCAAGCGAAACAGGUUCCACCGAGCCUCUCUUUAUGCACCCAAGCCAUGAUGCGAACCAACAAAUACCGGAAAAAGCUGGAGGCACAACUCCAAAAGAAGAAAUGGAUCCAUGCUGAAAUGGGAAUGGUCACCCAUCUUAUUAGCGAGGGCAGUGUAGCUCAAACCUUUCUAUAUCUUGGUAUCAGCAAAAAGACUUGCUUUAUGUGUGGCCACAUUUUGCAGGGCUUGGAUCUUUUUCAAGUGCGCAGCAACCAUGGCAAAGUUUAUUCCCAAUGGACUUUACCCAGCUCCCUAGUUGUCCCGUCCUCAUAUCAACGCAAACUUGAUCCUGUGGUUCAGAAUCUCCGAGAUAUACUGCGGCAUGAGUGUACUGUUGAUGAUGCCCAACGCGUCAAUGCGGUCAAGGAGUCAACUAUUUCAACUCCAGUGGCAUCGAAAAUAGAGACAUGGUCCCCAUUCAAUCGCCAUAUCCCGGAUCCUAGAACCCUUGCAAGACAGGCGGAGUGGCUGUCAGCCUACAGCUCAAGGGCAAUGGCUGGAAGGGCCAACCAAAGUCAAUUAGAUACCCCUGAGAUAUCGGAUGUUACGGAGAAAGACAAGAUACAACCGCUAGAGUUGACUGGACCCCAGCUGAUAUCCGGGUCUUGCGCCCGAUGUCGUACCACAGUAACUUCACCGACCCCCUGCUCAAAAUGUGACAGGCCACUAUACUGCACUAAAAUGUGCCAAACCUUGCACUGGUCUGAGCACAAGUUUUCCUGUCUGCUCGGAAGACCGUUAGAUGAGGCGGACUACUUCAUUCGUGCCUGCCAGCGAAAGGAGUUUCCUACAGAGGACAACGUGGCAAAGGCCUUUGGCUUCCUAAGUUUUGCAUCCGCCAUCGACCGACAAAGGAUCUUUCACAUAUAUUGCCAGCUAGUGAAUAACUAUGGAGUCACAGAGGACGAACUCCGAGAGGCAUGGCGAAGCAAUAAACUGAAAGAGUUUCUCCUCUUCCGCGGCUCUCAGAUACGCUCUCCCUCACUUCAACGAGAAAUGUAUUGGUUAAAUCAGCAGGAUGGCUUCGCUGCCGGCGCAGACUACGAUAUCGAGUUUGAAUCGCUACUGCAUUUACUCGAACCAGGGGAUCGUAAAAUCCCAUUCGCUCAGUGGAAGCCGCGAGAAAAACUCGAGGCAUACAUGUUCAUCUAUCAAAUUCUUAACGGAUUCGUCCCAGAUGCAGACGAAGAUAAUUGGAUUUUCCUUGGCUUCUGUACGGCUCGAGAUCACAAUGCUGUUCAAAUGCUAGCAAGGCUCUACAGGAUGCUUAUUAACAGAUGCAAAUUCCAAGAGUUCUGGAAGGCCAUGGAACAGUCCGAUAUGAUCGGGUUGUUCGACAAGUACGGCCUAGGGCACGCCAUCGCGGAGCUGCGCAAUUUUGGAUCCCUCAUGAACAUCGUCGGAACAUGGCACCAGAGCGUUUGGGAAUUAAAGCGCUUUACUCGAUUACCGGCCGCAGAACCGAUGCAGGCUGUCGCUGUGGACUAUGGAUUUUACAAUUGCCGGAUACCGCAAGAGCGAAUGGCGCUUCGACAUAUGUACACUGAAUUCUUCGCGCGGGGCGGAGACGAAAUGGCUCUUCAUCAAGCCUGCAUAAAUGGCCAGCUGGCAUCGUUCUUGUUGUCGGAGCCGCAGAGCCUUCCUGUUUCGGCUGAUCUGCUGUCGAAUCCCUAUCCAUUAGAACGAUGUGGGUACAUGGGUAUGAUUGUUGAAACUGCCAUCCUUUGUUCAGAGUCUAAUUCAGAGCUCAUGAAUAAGAGAUGCGAGGAAAAGGGAAAGAGCCGUGUUAUAUUGACCUACCCUGAUGAGCAAGAUGAGGGGAUGAGAGGGGGUAUUAAAGAACGAUUACAGUUUUUGGGAAGAUCAGUGAGGAUACGGAAGACAGAUGUUCAAGGGGUGACUUUGACAGAAUUCGACAUGAUGGCUUGA